This is a messenger RNA of Bombina bombina (fire-bellied toad), 3147 nucleotides long. RefSeq names its product GA binding protein transcription factor subunit beta 2 (gene GABPB2). The transcript is spliced from 8 exons. The record is from RefSeq and is a predicted model, not a curated record. The coding region runs from base 161 to 1333 and encodes 390 amino acids. Lineage: Eukaryota; Metazoa; Chordata; Amphibia; Anura; Bombinatoridae. Gene Ontology annotation, molecular function: transcription cis-regulatory region binding; protein binding. Gene Ontology annotation, cellular component: nucleus. Gene Ontology annotation, biological process: positive regulation of transcription by RNA polymerase II.
UUCUCUUGUGUAUGUACCUCCGCUCCUAUUGCCGCCAUCUUGUGGGACCCUGAACUUUUAAUAACUACAUAAUGAAUAAAACGCGACAAAGUAUUAAUUAAAAGGACCAAUAAAAUAAUUUAACAGAGAAGUUGGUGGUGACGCAAUCGCAGACGGUGCGAUGGCAUUAGACCUAGGAAAAAGACUUUUGGAAGCUGCACGCAAUGGAGAUGAUGACGAAGUUCGAUUAUUAAUGCAAAAUGGAGCUCCUUUUACAACAGACUGGCUUGGGACCUCUCCACUUCACCUGGCAGCUCAGUAUGGUCACUAUUCUACAGCAAAGGUGCUUCUUCAAGCAGGCAUCAGUAGAGAUGCCCGUACUAAAGUAGACAGGACUCCUUUGCACAUGGCUGCAUCUGAUGGACAUGUUAACAUUGUGGAACUACUUAUCAAGAAUGGUGCUAAUAUUAAUGCCAAAGAUAUGCUGGAAAUGACUGCCUUGCAUUGGGCCACCGAGUUCAAUCAUCAUGAUGUUGUGGAUCUGCUCAUCCAGAAUGGUGCAGAUGUGAAUGCUUUCAGCAAAUUCGAUAAAACAGCCUUUGAUAUUGCACUUGAUAAAAACAACCCUGAGUUGUUGAUUAGACUACAGGAAGCAAUGCAAGGAAAGGUUGGUACACAUUCAGGAAGACCAAAUGCUGUUACUGUCUCAGCCCCACAGUUCAUUAUUGCACCUGAAGACCUCACAAGUCUGUCUAACCUGGUAUCGUCGGGAAGGGUAAAAAAUUCUGAAGCUGAAACAACAGAAUCUUAUGACUCUACAGAAGUUUCAUUACAGCAGUUAGUGGAAAAUGGAACCCACAGGGUAAUAACUAUUUUGACAAAUGGCAUUCAAAUGGGCAACGUCCAAGGAGGAUUUACUACUGAUGGCAUCAAUCGUCGAUUUCUAGUGACCAUACCAAAUCAAAAGCAAGAAUUGGCCUUGGCUACAGAAGAGGUAAUUGAGGAGACAGUUAUUGAAGAACAGCCUCCUGCUAAAAAGUACCGGAUCACAGCAGAUUCUGACCAAACGGACAAUAAUAAUGACAAAACACGACAACUGUUGCAGCAGCAAUUACAUGAAGCAAACUGCAGAGCGCAAGAGUUCAGAGAACAGCUCUUACAGAAAGAGCAGGAGGCUGAAGGAUACAAAGUAAAGCUUGAGACUCUGAAAAGAUUUGCUAAUGGGCAGAGCUUUGUAACAGCAGACGGUGAUACUAUUAUAAUUUCAUCUGAGGAACUGGCAGCAACUGAAGUCACAGAGAUUGAAACAGUGGAACAUCAUGCUGAUAUUAUCACAGAGGGCUCAGCAUUGUGACUGAAGAGUUAAACAAAGACCGAAGCCAAAUAAGCUUUACUCUGGUUUCAGAAUGUGCUGAGCAUUGUACUAGUUGUUGGCAAUCAUCUGGGGAUUUAUUUUACCACACAUGCAGCACUGUGAAUGAAGUCUGUAGUCACGAGGUGCAGACCACAUUGUAUUUAAUAGAACGUGGCACCCCUUAUUCUACCCUCUCAAACCUUUUUAUCUUCCUCUCUAAAAAAAACAUCUUGCACUACAACACAAUCUUAUGCAAUUUGCUAAAUUGACAUAUCUGUACUAUUUGCUAUUAGAGUAAAUGAAACCCCCAAAACAACUACUGGCGUUAUACAAUAAUCAUUCCUGUUCCAUUCCAUAUUUGGUUGUUCUUGUUUUGCUGAGAUUUAUUCUAUAUAUGUUACCUUCAUUAAUUCCCUUUUGCUCUAGAUUCAUGUUGGAACUUGAAUAGCUACAAUUAUAUCUGCUACUGGUUAUAUGUGACUUUUAUAUGAAUAUCUGAAUAAAAAACAUAUUUCCUCCAUAAAUAAACAUCUUCUAUACAUUAGAAGAUCUUGCUUAUAUGUAAAUGUUCUAGCCCCACGCUUCCUAGGAGACCAAAAAGCAAAUUCUGCAACCUGCAAAUCUAAUAGCUGGUUUAGUCAAUUUGCAGUAUUUUCUACACUAAAGAAAGAGCUGUUUAAUAUCCCUUUUAAUGACUGUGUCUGUAAAUGAAAAUGUAUGUUUUUACCUCUUCAUGUUAUAUACAGUAUACUUCAGUACCAUCAUAUUUUUAUUAUAUAUACCUUAAAUGCAAAACAAAGAGUACAACAUAUAAAAUAUCAGAACAUUUUGUACCAUUUAUUUCUAGAGGUUCCGUUUUGAUCUUAAAACCUUCAAGGUAAUGUUAUUUUGUUUUGCCCAAAAUGAUUCUACACAACAUUUUGUUAUUGCCCAGUGGGCCUCUGCUUGACAUUAUAUUACAAGCAGCAGAUCUAGCAAACAGAUUAGUCCAUGUAGAAUGUUUAUUAUGAAGGGUUUAUAUUUUAACAAGAUUUAACACUUGCUCAUCAUUUCGUAGCCAGCUGCUGGUAACGUGAAGAGAAGGUAUGUAGCUCAUAUUUAUGAUGUAAAGACUUAAACAUUCAGGGACAUAUUCUGCCAAAAUAUGGGAGAAACUCAGUUGUUUAACAAUUUUAACAUUUUGUUUAUAGAUUUUGUAAUACAUUGUGAUGCUUAACAUACAUUAUACAGUGAAUUCUAGAAUAUUCUACCUCAUUUAAUAAAAUUGUACUUGUUUAAUGUGGACAUUUUAAGUAAACACAAAUAUUAUAUAUUCAUUUGUUUUUAUGUUACCUGGAUAAUUUUAAACAAUUUAAAUUACUUUAUCUUAUCUCCUUAAACACAAGUGUGUAAAAGCACUGAUCAAUGUUCAAUUAAUUCUAUUAAAAGGAUAUGAAACCUAAACGUUUUCUUUUGUGAUUCAGACUAAUUAUUCCAUUUUAAACAAGUUUCCAAUUUACUUCUAUUAUCAAAUUUGUUUUGUUUCCAUGAUAUUCUGUGUUGAAGAAAUAUCUAGGUCGGUAUCUGGAGCUCUUGCAAAUGGAAAACAUUCUUGCAAAACUGCUGCCAUAUAGUGCUCCAGAAAUGGGCCGGUUUCUAAGCAUACGUCUCUGCUUUUCAACAAAGCAUACCAAUAGAGCGAAGAAGAAAAUUUUAUCUGCUCUAUCUGAAUCAUGAAAGAAAAAAAUUGGGGUUUCAUAUCCCUUUAAGCUACCAUUGGUGAUAUAAAAAAAUGGAAUUUAAGCAUGUUUUCUCCCCCCCCCCCCUCCCCCCCC